UGCGCAAAAAAAAAAAAAAAAAAAAAUCUGAAAGCUGGUGAACAUGGCGGCUGUUUACAAGUGGGCCGCGGCCGACCUGUUUCCAGACAAAAACGAGGAGCCCCGUCCUGAAAACGGACCGGCGGAGCUCGUUAACGGGCUGGGAAACGAGCCGCCGCUCCUUUAUACCGAGAGAGAGAUCAAAGUGGAGCCACCGGAGGCUGAAGUGGAGCCGGAGAGCCGCGGAGCACGACCGCUGAUCAUGAGCGCUGAAGCGCGGACCGCCGUCAAAGCGGAGCCGGCGGAGGAGGAGGAGGACGAGGCGGAGGAGGAGGGGAGCUGUUACCGGAUAAAGCUGUGUGAAGCCGGGGAGACCUCGGGCGAGUGGACCCGGACCCGAGACCAGCUCAGACAGGAGGGCCCAGAAAGCGAGGACCGAGAUAACAACGGGCAUGGGUUAUUCUUCUGCAUGGACUGUGGAGAGGUCUUUAUGCAGAGGGCCGUCUACCAAGCCCACCGGCGGACCCACGCUCGUGAGCGCCGGAGGGACCGCGUGGCCCGCUACGAAGGCAUGCUGGUGCCCGACGCGGGCGGGAAAACCUUCUCCUGCGCAAUCUGCGGGAAACGCUUCUACAAUUCCAGAGGCUUCCACGGCCACCAGCGGACCCACCUCCUCAAACAGCCCAAAACAGGCCAGGAAGACAGCGGGGAGGCUGGGGCGGACAAGCCUCACAAGUGCACCGUGUGCGGGAAAGGCUACAUCUCGCUCGGCUGCCUGCUCAGCCACCAGCGUUCCCACGAGAAACCUCCCAAAUCCAUCUUCAACGGGCUGGCCCAGCUGAAGAAGAAAUCCUUCGAGUGCCCGGACUGCGGGCGGUGUUACUCGCGGGUGUCGGCCCUGGACGCCCACCGUCGUUGUCACGCCAACGUGAAGCUCUUCAAAGCCCUGGACCCGAUCAAGCAGGCGAGGGCCUGUGGGAAAGCGCACGAGUGCCCCGAGUGCGGGAAGGCCUGCCACUCCGUGGCGGGGCUCAGCUGUCACCGGAAGGUCCACAGCGUGAAUCCGGUGAAGAGAGAGGACAUGCGAGAGGAGAGCAGGAGGUCCCUGGAGUGCCUGGAGUGCGGCCGCUCCUUCGCCUCCGCGGUGGCCGUACGGGCCCACCGGCGGGUUCACGCUUUGCGUUCUAAGUCCGACGGCGCGGUUACCCCGGCCGGUGCAGAGAAGCCCUGCGCGUGCCCAGUGUGCCAGAAGCGGUUCUGCACGCCGGCUUUCCUGGACUACCACCGCCGGCUGGCUCACGCAGACUCCAAGCCGCCCAAGUCCUUGCUCCACCAGCUGGACACACUGCAGAAGAAGUCGUUCAAGUGUCCCGAGUGCGGGAAGCGCUUCUCCCGCGCCUCCGCUUUCCACUCCCAUCUGCGCUGCCACACGGACUACGAUUCUCACCAGGACGUCCAGGAGGGCAGCUCUUCUGCUGCUGAGGAGGAGGAGGCCGAUAAAAGUGUCUGCUUCUCUCCCAGGUCUUCCCCUCGUACGGCCAGAAGGCUUCCUGCUGCUGAAUCCCUCGGAGAAAGCGCCCAGUCCGGAAGGGGCGACUCAUUUGAGUGCCUCGACUGUAGCAUGUGUUUCGCCCGCCCCAGUGCCUUCCACGCCCAUCGCCUCUGGCACUCCCUAGCUGCUGUCGGCGGCGUCACGCCCGCCAAGCUGGAAGUGAAACCCGAAGCUGAAUUGGAAAUCGAGCUUGAGGAGGAGCCCAACCUGAAACCGAAGAGUCCGGACUGCGGAGAACGCUUUGGCCUCCCCGUCGAGCUGCGAGCUCAUCUCCUCUGUCACAGACGAGAACUAAAACCGGACAUCAAGUCAGAAAUGGAGAUCGAACCCGACCCCGAGGUGGAACCAAAGAAGAAUUCUUUUGAGUGUCCGGAGUGUGGACAGUGUUUCAGCUGUUCCAAGGCCCUCCUAACCCACCGGCACUGGCACACUCAGGGUUCAAUGCAGUCCUUCAUCGGGGGCAGCCCGGCGCAGUCUGAGAAGCCCUACCAGUGUGACGAGUGUGGGAAAGGCUACUGCUCAGUCAAGGCCUUCAGCAACCACCUGCGAAAACACGUGGACAGAAAGCCUUUGAAAUCCCUCUCUUACCAGCUGACUCGACUGGAGACUAACUCCUUCGAGUGUCCCGAGUGCGGGAUGUGUUUCUCCCGGGCGUCCGCGCUGCAAUCCCACAAGCAGAACCACCUGGAAUCAGGAUUUCAUUCCCGCACCUCUUCCGAGAAACCCUUCAAGUGCGCAGAGUGCGGCAGAGGCUACUGGUCACCUGGUGCGCUCGCAGUCCAUCAGAAAUCUCAACACGCCCACGCGAAACCUUCCUUGGAUCGCUGCCAGAGGAGGGAGAAGUCUGCCACCGAUAUAAGCAGCAACACGCCCAACCAGUCUGUUGCAAGCGGGAAAGGGAACGCUAAACAUUGGGGUUCGGAUCGCCACGGCCGAUUGCACCUGGAACCGAAACCUUCAGGGCACUCCGAUGUCCGCCAGGGUGCCAGCUCCCAGGAGAAGUCCGACAAGGGCUCGGAUUGCAGGAGUUGGAGCGUCAGCGGCUCUGCUCUCCAGUCCCUGUAUGGCACAGAUUCCUCCAAAUCCCUCAAAGAAUGUUCUUCCACCCACUUUGACAGUGAUGUUAAACCUCCUGAUGAGCCCGACAUCAAACUGGAAAUUGAAGACUUUGCCAUCGGGAGUACUCCGUCAAAGCAGGUUGAUCCCUUCGACUGCCCAGAUUGUGGCCAGCGCUUCACCCGCCCCGGCGCAGUCUGUGCCCAUUGCCACGGGCGCACCAGAGACUACAGACACCUCAAACUGCUUGGCAGGGCCACGGAUCUGAAAACGGAAUUAAAACCGGACGUGAAACCCGAUGUUGGACCCGACGCCGAAACGAAGAAUAUUUCUCUGGCGUGCCCAGACUGCGGCCGGCUUUUCACUCGCCCCAAUGCACUUCGAGCCCACCGCUACUGGCACACGCGAGGCUCGAGUCGUCUGGCGUUGUUUACCGGGAGCACCGACGUUAAACCGGACAUAAAACUCGAGAUCAAAACCGUUCUCAUCGCCGACAGCACCUUGCCCAAGAAGCCUUUUCCCUCGGAGUGCCCGGUUUGUGGCAGGAGCUUUCGUAAGCUUGCUGGGCUCCGAUCCCACAUGCAUUGGCAUAGACGGCCCUCGAAGCACCACUUAACAACAUUAUCGCACGAGGGAGGCCUGGCCCCGAGCGAGAAGCCCUACCGGUGUGACGAGUGUGGAAAAGGCUGCGGCUCUAUCAAGGCCUUUCACAACCACCAGCGGAAACACAGAAAGCCUUUGAAAUCCCUCUCUUACCAGCUGGCUCGUCUGGAGAGGAACUCCUUCGAGUGUCCCGAGUGCGGGAUGCGUUUCUCCCGGGCGUCCGCGCUGCAAUCCCACAAGCAGAGCCACCUGGACUCGUAUUCCAGGAGCUUGAAAGACAAACCUUACAGAUGCACCGAGUGCGAGAAAAGCUACUGGUCUAUGAGGUCGCUGUACACCCACAAGAAGUGUCACAUCAAAGAGGCUUUAAAAGAGGAAGGUGGCGGAGAGACCCAGGCGGAGGAGAAGCCAUGUCACAAGUGCCCUGAUUGCCAGAGGAAUUUCAGUGACCCUGCAGAGCUUGCCACCCACAGACAGGGGCCCUGUGCGGAUGAACCCUGGGAAAGAGACGCCCAGGCUGAGCUGGGAGGCGAGGACGGACCCUUGAAGAGCAGUCGGUGUGAGGAGGGUUUCCAAGAUUCGAACGCUCUCUGUGGACACCAGCUACACCAACACACGGAUGAGAAGACUGUUUUGCAGAAGCAACUGGAGAAGUCUCUUGCAUGUCCUGAUCGCGAGAGAGUUUGUGCCACUGCUGUGGCUCUUGGCGGCUUGCACCAGCGAAGCCACCAAGUCGGAGAAGGCUCAAACCAGAAGCCCUAUCCCUGCCCGGACUGUGAGAAAAGUUACAGCUCAGCCGGUGCGCUACACAACCACAAGAAAUCCAGCCACAAGAAACCUGGAAACUCUGUUGACUCCCGGGUGACGGCUCCUAGGUCUCGGGGUCGGCGCCCCCGCCGCUUCACGAACAAGAGCUACCAAUGCCAGGACUGUGGGAAACGCUACAGCACCCAGAGUGCGCUCUACAACCACAAGAAAUCCCACGUCUCGCCUUCCGUCCCCAGCCUGCAGGGGGCGCCCCUGCAGAACGACGUGCCCUCCGGGAGAGGUGCCGAACCAAGGAAGUGCCAGAAAUGCGGGAAUUCGUCCACUACAGGCUCCUUGCUGAACGCUCACAGGAAGCAGGCUAGCAGUAGCCCUUACUCCUGCUCGCUGUGCUGCAAAACUGAAUUGGAAAUCAAGCUUGAGGAGGAGCGCGACCUGAAACCGAAGAGUCCGGACUGCGGAAAACACUUCGGCCGCCCUACUGAGCUGCAUACUCCUCUCCUCUGUCACAGACGAGAUGGCGUCGCACCCUUCGACCUAAAACCAGUCAUCAAGUCAGAAAUGGAGAUCGAACCCGCCCCCGAGGUGGAACCGAAGAAGAAUUCUUUUGAGUGUCCGGAGUGCGGACAGUGUUUCAGCUGUUCCAAGGCCCUCCUAACCCACCGGCACUGGCACACUCAGGGUUCAAUGCAGUCCUUCAUCGGGGGCAGCCUGGUGCAGUCUGAGAAGCCCUACCAGUGUGACGAGUGUGGGAAAGGCUACUGCUCAAUCAAGGCCUUCCGCAACCACCUGCGAAAACACGUGGUCAGAAAGCCUUUGAAGUCCCUCUCUUACCAGCUAGCUGGGCUGGAGAAGAACUCCUUUGAGUGUCCCGAGUGUGGGAAGCGUUUCUCCCGGGCGUCCGCGCUGCAAUCCCACAAGCAGAGCCACCCGGACUCGCAUUCCAGAAGCUCGAAAGACAAACCUUGCAGAUGCACAGAGUGUGAGAAAAGCUACUGGUCUUUGAGGUCGCUGUACACCCACAAGAAGUGUCACAUCAAAGAGGCUUUAAAAGAGGAAGGUGGUGGAGAGACCCAGGCGGAGGAGAAGCCAUCUCACAAGUGCCCUGAUUGCCAGAGGAAUUUCAGUGACACGGCCAAGCUCGCCACCCACAGACAGGGGCCCUGUGCGGAUGAACCCUGGGAAAGAGACGCCCAGGCUGAGCUGGGAGGCGAGGACGGACCCUUGAAGAGCAGUCGGUGUGGGGAGGGUUUCCAAGACUCGAACGCUGUCUGUGGACACCAGCUACACCAACACACUGACGAGAAGACCGCUUUGCAGAAGCAACCGGAGAAGUUGUCUCUUGCGUGUCCUGAUCGCGUGAGAGUUUGUGCCGCCGCUGUGGCUCUUGGCGGCUCGCACCGGCGAAGCCACCAAGUCGGAGAAGGCUCAAACCAGAAGCCCUAUCCCUGCCCGGACUGUGAGAAAAGUUACAGCUCAGCCGGUGCGCUACACAACCACAAGAAAUCCAGCCACAAGAAACCUGGAAACUCGGUCGACUCCCGGGUGACGGCUCCUAGGUCACGGGGUCGGCGCCCCCGCCGCUUCACGAACAAGAGCUACCAAUGCCAGGACUGUGGGAAACGCUACAGCACCCAGAGUGCGCUCUACAACCACAAGAAAUCCCACGUCUCGCCUUCCGUCCCCGGCCUGCAGGGGGCGCCCCUGCAGAACGACGUGCCCUUCGGGAGAGGUGCCGAACCAAGGAAGUGCCAGCAAUGCGGGAAUUCGUUCACUACAGGCUCCUUGCUGAACGCUCACAGGAAGCAGGCUUGGAACAGCCCUUACUCCUGCUCGCUGUGCUGCAAGGGCUUCCCGGAGGAAGGGGAGCUCCUGCGGCACAUGCAGCGCGGGCACGAGUGCAGGGUGUGCGGGAUGCUGUUUGGGGCGCUGGCCGAGCUCCGCCUCCACCUGGAGACCCACCCGGGCGCCCGGCCCUUCCGGUGCCUGACCUGCGGGCUCGCGUUUUCCCAUCUGAAGAACCUGACCAGGCACCAGAAGAAUCGCGGUCACCAAGGAGUGAUCAGGGAGGGGAAACCGACGGAGGCUCCGAAGCACCACACGUGCUCGCAGUGCGGCAAGACGUUCCGGUUUCUCUCCGAAGUCAAACGGCAUCAACCCAUCCACACCGGAGAGAAGCAACGGUGCCAGCUGUACCCGAAGGCAUACUCGCUGCCCCAAGCACUGAGGCCGCAUCAGCAGACCCUUCGUAGAGGAGAUGGGACCCAGCAGUCGUCACCGUUGCCGGAGGAGGAGGAGGAGGAGGAGCUGCUGCUGCUGGGCUGCAUCGAGUGCGGGCAGAAAUUUAGUCAGGAGUUGGAACUGCACCAGCACUACAUAGAGCACGCCCGGGGAGACUUCUGAAAGGGUUUGCAGGUGGAUAACACUACAGACAGCUCACUAAGAGGGAGAACAGUGACCCCCCCCUCCCCCCCCCACACACACACGCUCCUUAUGUCGUAGUCUUAAGUCACAAAAGAACCAGGAUGAGGGGGCGGGGUGGGGCAGCAGGGCGAGUCACUAGCCUCUUAACCGGCUCGGAUCGCAGGCGCAGUUUGGUUUGGCUUGUCUCGGCUUGAACAGCCUCGCAGUUUAACUUGUUGUAAAUCAAAUCACGUUGACAAGCAAACACUGCAUGAUUCGGCAGCAUUGCCAGUCUCUGCUUGAGAGAGGGAGGGGUCUGGGACCGAAUGGCAGGGAGGGAGGGGUGUUCUAAGUCCCUUGUUGUAGGUCUGGGAGACGAGGCUGUCACAGAGCACACCUCAGGACCACUAUAUAUAUAAAAAAAAAAAAAUUGUAAAGACAUACAGAUUUGACCUUGGGACUGGGAAAACUCAUUUUCAGAUAGAUAGAUAUUUUUUGUUUUUACUGUUUUCUUGUUGGCUGUGCUCGACGGUCUCUGAAACACAACGGAAACACAUGCUAAGAUUUCCAGCUUCAUGACCGUAAAUCCUAAAAAUAAAAUCAGAAACACACUAAAGAAACGCUCAGGGACAGCAGGACAAAGCUGCCUGUCUGAGCCCGGGACGGAAAGACCGCGGAGCCUGACGCAACAUUGUGCUUUUUAUUUUAUUAUUUAUUUUUGUUGUUGUUGAAAUUGCAUUUCAAAGCCGUUUUCAACGCGUUUCUCAAAGGGAAGUUGACGAGGUCAAACUGUGUGAAGAGCUGUAAUGCUGUCUGGCUCCAAUGCUGGCCUGACAGUCGCUCCCCAAUUAUUACAAUUCGCAUUCGAUGUGCACCCAUUUUAAAUGGAACUAUUUUAAACAGCACUUUUUUGGGGGGGAGACGGGGGUUGUGUUGCUGAAUUGGAAAUCUCUCUGUCUUGCAAACCUGAUCUAGACCGUUCUACACAAGACAUCUUAAUCUGUGUCAUCUAGACUAGGGCUUCCCCACCCCGGUCCUGGGGGGGGACCCCCUGUGUGUCUGCUGGUUUUCAUUCCACUGAGCUCUCAAUUACUGAACUGAACCCUUCAGCUCUUAAACAGCUGCAGAUUUCAAGUUAGCUGUAACAUUUUAUAAGAGACUUGAAAUCUGCAACUGUUUUAGACCUAAAAAAAAAAGGUCGAAUUAAGCAAAUUAUUAGUUCAAUCCAGGGUCUAGUUCAGUAAUUGAGAGCUCAGCUGGAAUGAAAACCCAGAAGACGCAGGGGGUCCCCAGGAGCGGGGUGGGGAGCCACUGAUCUCCACCAUUCUACCAAUUACACAGAAGGAAGGUGAGAAAACGAGUCUACAGUUGUGAUGCCAACUUUUGCUUUGUGUUUUUUAUUUUUUAUUUGGACACUAUUCAGUAAAGCACAAUCUGCAUUUUCUCAGAAGGCUCUUGUCCGUUUCGCUUGUCCACAAGCACGCAUUGGGAUUUGGUACAGAAUAUGCAAGUACUUGCAACGUUGCAUUGUGAUAUACAUUUGCGCCACCUGGUGGAAAUACAGAGCUAUAGACGUAAGCACUUGGUAUUGCUUUGAUCAAUAAUUAUUUAAUUUUGUUUGUUUGUUUGCUUGGGGUUUAAUUAAGCUGACAUUUAAUUAUUUUAAACAGCGUUUUAUAACGUUAAAAAAACAAAACAAAAAACUACUACAAAUAAUAGUGAGUAAUAAGCUGGGACUUUAACUUGUAAAUGUAAUUGUUAGUUCCGUUGUGGCCGGCUCUCAGCCUUGUAAUCGCAGAAAUAUACAUGUGUACAUACAUGCUGUGUGUAGAGAGACCACUGGAUACAGGGAACUAUGAAAAGGCUAGUUUUGUAUCUGAAAAAAUAAAUAAAUCAAUAAACACAGGUGUGCGUGGUGUCCUGUACAUUAUGUGUAGCGAUUUGGUUCUUUUGUUUUUCAGCCUCUGGUUUUAUUGUCACGUUUACACUAUAAAGCCUGUUCGUUUUUUAUUGUGACCGAUGGAGUACGUGUUUGAUUUCCUGUCUGUUGCAUUACAGUUCAAUAAACCUCCUUCAGCUGA
Messenger RNA from Acipenser ruthenus (sterlet), 8439 nucleotides. Its product is annotated as zinc finger protein 208-like. The record is from RefSeq and is a predicted model, not a curated record. Bases 44 to 6358 code for a protein of 2104 amino acids. Gene Ontology annotation, biological process: regulation of transcription by RNA polymerase II. Gene Ontology annotation, molecular function: RNA polymerase II transcription regulatory region sequence-specific DNA binding; DNA-binding transcription factor activity, RNA polymerase II-specific. Gene Ontology annotation, cellular component: nucleus. The transcript is spliced from 2 exons. NCBI's taxonomy places the organism in Eukaryota, Metazoa, Chordata, Actinopteri, Acipenseriformes, Acipenseridae.